Messenger RNA from Wyeomyia smithii (pitcher-plant mosquito), 1793 nucleotides. It is a transcript of the gene Fkbp39, whose product is annotated as 39 kDa FK506-binding nuclear protein. The transcript is spliced from 3 exons. Gene Ontology annotation, cellular component: nucleolus; chromatin. Bases 204 to 1379 code for a protein of 391 amino acids. Gene Ontology annotation, molecular function: macrolide binding; peptidyl-prolyl cis-trans isomerase activity. The record is from RefSeq and is a predicted model, not a curated record. Lineage: Eukaryota; Metazoa; Arthropoda; Insecta; Diptera; Culicidae.
UAAUUCUCUUCGUUGCCUCGCUACCGAACGACACGAACUGUUCCACUCACAGUCUGCACACGCGAAAAAGUUGUAGCUGAAACGCAUUUAACUAGCACUUUCCAGCUAGAAAAAGUGACUGAAAUUUACCUACUGAAACCAUCAGCUAGUGUUUCCUUCUUCCUGUUUUCGUUUGUUAAUUUUGAGUUAGUUUAACCGUCGAAAUGUUUUGGGGAUUAAUCCUAAAGGCGAACAAAAAGUACACCCAGACGGUGGUGAAAGCGUUCCAUCUGUCGCAGGCCGCACUGGACCUGAGCAAAGCCGGCGAUGGUGAUGUGCAGGUUAUGUUAACCUCGGAGGAAAAUACCUACUUGCUGUGCACUCUGGGCAAGAAAACCCCGCAGGUUUCGUUGGAUCUGAACUUCGACGAGGGUGACCAGAUUAGUUUAAGCACCAAGGGCGAAGGAAUUGUCCAUCUAACGGGUUAUCUGGUGCCUAGCGAGGCGGAUUUCAUGGACAGCGAUGAAGACGCGGAAGAAGAAGAGGUCGAAGCUGAACAGGAACUGGAGGAAGUUCCAGCACAGAAAGGAAAGGGUGGAAAGGAACGCGUUGCAAAGAAAGUUGCCGAAAAGGUGAUUAAACACGAGGUGGUAGUCAAACAGGGUGCUGAUGAUGAGGAUGAGGAUGAAAUGGACGAAACGUUCGAGCUGCCCAAGGGAGCUCAAAAGAAAAAGAAGAAGGGUGGAGAUGAGGAGGAGGAUAGCGACGAGGAUGAUGACGAGUCCGACGAAGAUGACUCGGACGACUCCGAGGACGAUGAGGAGAUGGACGACAGUAAAGCCAGUGACGGCAAGGCCGGCCAGGAGGACAGUGAUGACGACGAUGAGGAUGAUGACGACGAAAACGAUUCCGAUGAGGACGAUUCGGAAGAAGAGCAACCAGCAGCCAAGGUUGCCAAGUUGGAGAAGAAACCAUCGAAGCAAAACGGUGUCGAACAGAACGGCAAAGCCUCCUCCAAGGAACUGAAGAAAGACGAAAAGCAAAAGGAAGGACAACCGAAAACUCGCACACUGCAGGGUGGAUUGACGGUGGAGGACAUUGCGGUUGGUUCGGGAGCGGAAGCCAAACCCGGCAAGAAGGUUGCCGUGUACUACGAGGGUCGCCUCAAGAAGAACAACAAAGUAUUCGACUCGACUACGAAGGGCGCCGGCUUCAAGUUCGCUCUUGGUCGCGGCGAAGUCAUCAAAGGAUGGGAUCUGGGAGUGGCCGGAAUGAAGGUUGGAGGAAAACGACGACUGACGGUGCCUCAUCAGCUAGCCUACGGAACACGGGGAAGCCCACCGGUCAUUCCACCGAACAGUACACUCGUUUUCGACGUUGAGCUGCGAAAUGUGUUCUAAGCACACGUGUCCCCUUUUAAAACUAUCCCCCCUCUCAAUUUAUCUACUGUGUAGGAUGAUAUGCUCACAAUAUAUCAGACCACACUAUUCACAACAGAUCAGCAUUGCGUUCUGGAUUCGCCAUUUAUCGCCAGGUGAAAUAUGUAACUAGUUGGUAACUUAAAAAGCUAUCAGGUUUUUUUUUAUUGCUUGUAAGAGAACGAGAGAAAGAAAGAAAGAGUCAGAUAAUACAUUCGCAGGUGCUGCAAUAGGUCGGUUUUUAACUGAACGCCGUACGGCAUCACAAACCAUUACUGCUCCUUUUUGUUGUAAAAAAGUUGCAUUAAUGUUUCAAUUGAACACUUUUCGCACCACUGCUGUAAUACUGUAUGCGAGAAAAUACGUUUUGUCCAAUAAAACUUAUUACAAUCCUUA